AGCGCCGUCAAGUUUACGUUAAGUUCCGGACGAAAUGGCAAUCUGGUUGUUCGAUACUCGAAUAAAUUCAUAGAAACUUGUAAUACCGACAGUUAAUACCAUGAACAUAAAUUUUUUCGAUUAUUUUAGUUAAUAAUCGAUCACACAUAAUCGAUUAGUGAAAAAUACGAUCAAUUUGUUCACCAUUGCGCGUCUAGAUUUAAUAAUUACAUGACGCAACUGAAGGGAGAGAGGGGGUUUGCUAUUAAAACAACGACAGGGUAGAAGUUAAAGAAAAUCGUCACGUGACGUUGAAAUAAGAAUUAAAACUUUUUGAAAAGUAUUAAGGCCACCGCGAUAAAUUGAAAAUCGAGAACAAAGAUCUGUCAUUACUUGGAGCAUACUUUGAUAGUUGCUUUCAUCAUUCUUGAUUUGAAACAAGACCUCAAAGAAGGAAUUCAAACUAUGACAACACUGCGGCUUGCUUUAGUACAACUGCUUGUCAAUUCCAAUAAGCGUUCCAACAUAGAAAAAGCUGUUUCAUUUAUUGAACGAGCAAAAAAACAAUCUGCUGACGUUGUCAUUCUUCCAGAAUGUUUUAAUUCUCCUUAUGGCAUACAACAUUUUAGUAAAUAUGCCGAAGACAUUCCUUCGGGAGAAACAAGCUUAGCCCUAUCAAAUGCGGCAAAGAAUUUCAAAAUAAAUGUUAUUGCUGGUACUUUUCCUGAAAGAGAUAAUAACGCAUUGUACAAUACCUGCACUGUCUGGAAUACUGAAGGUCAACUUAUAGCAAAACAUAGAAAAAUGCAUUUAUUUGAUAUUGACAUAAAAGGCAAGAUACGAUUUGCUGAGAGCGAAGUUUUGAGAGCGGGAAAUACUUUGACGAUGAUUGAUCUGAACGAUUUUAAAAUUGGUAUAGGAAUAUGUUAUGAUAUCAGAUUUGAAGAAAUGGCGCGCCUUUAUCGUAAUAAAGGCUGUAGUUUAUUGGUGUAUCCAGCUGCAUUCAAUAUGACUACCGGGCCAUUACAUUGGCAACUACUUCAACGUUCAAGAGCUAAUGAUAAUCAGUGCUACGUUGUCUGUGUCUCUCCAGCGCGUGAUACUAAAUCAGAAUAUAUCGCGUGGGGACACAGCCAACUGACUAAUCCAUGGGGAGAAGUAAUUCAUGACUUAGAUGUUCACGAAAAUAUGAUAGUCACUGAAAUAGAUUCAUCUAUUGUAAAAGAAGUAAGAAGUCAAAUUCCAACUUCUGUGCAACGGCGCACUGAUGUCUAUGAUACCGUUUACAAACAUGAUGAUAAAUAAGUAAAACAGAAUGUUUUCAAUAUUUAAAACACCUUGAGGUCUUUCAAAAAGACUCAUAGUCAAUUGGCUAUAAUUUAUUAACUAUGAUAAAUGUUUAUAAAAAAUUGGGAACUAAAUCGGAAGUCCACAUUUGUACCAAUUGUUAUGUCGUAAAAUAUCUAUUAAAAUUUUUUACAUCACA
Molecule: messenger RNA, 1465 nt
Organism: Microplitis demolitor
Lineage: Eukaryota; Metazoa; Arthropoda; Insecta; Hymenoptera; Braconidae
Product: omega-amidase NIT2
Exons: 7
Coding region: 445-1284 (279 amino acids)
Biological process (GO): L-glutamine metabolic process; oxaloacetate metabolic process
Cellular component (GO): mitochondrion
Molecular function (GO): omega-amidase activity
Source: RefSeq, a predicted model, not a curated record